Molecule: messenger RNA, 977 nt
Organism: Aphanomyces astaci
Lineage: Eukaryota; Oomycota; Saprolegniomycetes; Saprolegniales; Verrucalvaceae
Exons: 1
Coding region: 27-605 (192 amino acids)
Biological process (GO): negative regulation of protein kinase activity
Cellular component (GO): nucleolus
Molecular function (GO): protein kinase binding; protein kinase inhibitor activity; double-stranded RNA binding
Source: RefSeq, a predicted model, not a curated record
UUUCCACCUCCCAUCUAGCGUGAACUAUGGAGGGUCGGUUCCGAAUGGCGCCUUCGUAUGCGAAGGUGAGCUCCGACGAAGGCAAGGACGGCAUCACGCUGUCUUCGGCUAUGCCUAUCGCACCGCUACCCCCUGUGCCGAAAGAGCCGAAAGAGGCCAAACCAGACUCGAAAGACACCAAGGUAGCACCUCCCAAGGACAAAUUUAAGUUCAACAAGGUCGACAAUGUCACGGGCAGUACAGCGGGUGCCGGCAGUGGCGAGUUUCACAUGUACCGCGCCGCACGACGAAGGGAAAUGGAGCGUGUGUCGGCGAUGGAGAAGAGCCACAAGAGUAUUGAGGACGAAAGGAAGUUUCAAGAGCAGCGCAAGCGAGCUCAGGAGGAAGUAGCUCUCAAGGCACAACAAAAGGCCGCCAAGCGCCGUCGAAAGCUCGAAAAUGCCAAGAUGCGCAAGAUGUUGGGUGACAAUGCCAGCGACAACGGCGCCAACGACGACAAGACGCCAGCUCUGGACGGCGUCAUGCCCGGCGGAGUGCCCGAGAUCGCCAACGACGGCACGUUUUUAGAAAAACUGUUGGCGCAACAGAAGCAAAACCCCAAAUGAUACUGAUAAUAUUCCCUUAUUUACACUCGAACUGCGGCGACCAUUUCAAUGAACCACGAGAGUCGAACGGCCACACAGCACAAUGCCACCAUCUCGUCAAAGCAACACAAUGUGUUGCUGGCAGCUUAGCCAUACUGUUGUGGCCUCAGCAUGCAUAAAGUGAGUGCGAAGUGGGGGCGGUAAAUGCAGAUUCAUCUCUAGCUGUGAACUCGACAUGGAAUGCACAGGUUCACCCAUUGUAUCUCGUGAAAGAGCAUGUGUGUACACGUCCGGACAUACAUGACUCCACGCUCCGCUUCUUGCGAGCCAUUACAUAUGCCGAAUCAGCGUCACGGAACCUACUCGCAAUCUUGAUGGGCAGGACCACCAAAU